AUGUGGGCGUGUGCAGCCUUUGCAUUGGCAGCCCAACCAAGGUUCAGUCCCAAAACUAUCAGAAGCAACACUGAGAACACAGUCUAUGUCUGGGGCAAGUGGCAAAACUUCGAAGGACAAGCCCAAGUUGGUGGAAAGGUAUGUUUCGCACAAGAGGUUACAGGCUGCACACCGUGUUACUCUAGCCUUCGGGAAGCUUUCGACAUUGAUGUUGCCAACGGGCCGAUGCCCGGCCCGCUUGGAAAGAUUGCCUACCGACCUGUUGCGGCAUCUCAUGCUCGGAACGAGAUUCUUUGUUAUCAAGCUCCCGACAGCUGCCAAUGGGUGCGGCAACCUGACAAAGUUCUGCAGGUACUGAAUGAGCCGGUACCGGCUGCAACCUCGCCUGCAACGGUAUCAUCGAUUUGGCCCACCUUGGCGACAGUCAACGUCUUGACCUCUAUAACCUUCGCAGGGGCUGCUGAAGGUGACAAGGCAAUCUUCGUAAGCAAAGACACUACCUGUGACUCGGUAAGACCGGACAAAGAUGUUGGCUUUGGCGAGGCGCAUUUCUCCUUCUCUCAGCUGGGAGUUUUCCUGCUGUGUUACAGAUCAGCUGGUGCACAUGACUCCGUGCUUCAAAGCGGCUUCAACCUGACCGUGAAAACUCCAGGUGUCACGAAGAGCAUGAUCCGACCUUUCGAAGGCAGCGGGGGCAGUCUAGACUGCUCUACACUGCGUCUGGUGCCACACUGUUCGAUGGCGAACGCCGGCUCGUGUCAAGCAUCCUACAUCAUCCACAGAGGAAUUGGUUUCAGAUGCAGAUGGAACGAGGAGAUAAAGCCUGCUGCGUGCGAUGUGGAGAAGAUCAAUACUGCUUCUGCCGACAUCUGUGCUGCUGCGAAGUGUCCUGGAAGCCCAUCGUUGUGCUGGUGA
Symbiodinium necroappetens is the source of this 915-nucleotide messenger RNA. The record is from the annotation of a GenBank genome assembly. NCBI's taxonomy places the organism in Eukaryota, Dinophyceae, Suessiales, Symbiodiniaceae.